AUGUCAAACACAAAUCCACUCGACUCGCAUAGAACGCUUUGGAUGGGCGACCUGAAAAAGUCGUGGGAUGCCGAUUUUGUUAUUGAUGCUUUCAAACGUAUUGGCCAUACGCCUAUUAGUGUCAAAAUGGUCACAGACAAGAAUUCCGGACAACCUACUGGUUAUUGUUUUGUCGAGUUCUCAGACAGCAACUCGGCGAGAGAGGCCAUGUUAAAUGCCAAUGGAUCAGAUAUUUAUGGAUCAAAUCCUCCUGUGCGCUUUAACUUAUCGUUUGCUAAUGACAUACGACAACCAUCUAUAGAAUACAAUCUGUUCGCCAAUAACUUGGCAUUAGAUGUAGACGAUGCUGAUUUAUAUCAUGUUUUUGGGCGGAGAUAUCCUUCUUGCCGGGGCGCAAAAGUUUAUAGAAAUCAAGAUGGAAGUUCUCGAGGAUUGGGAUUUGUUCGCUUUGGUGAUCAAACCGAACAACAACAAGCUUUAGUCGAAAUGAACCACACAAAAGUUAGAGGAAGAGAAAUUGUUCUAAAAUUAGCUGCUGCUAAGCAAAGACUUCCAAGAAGUCAUAUUGCUCAAGGGCAACAACCUUACUUGAUACCUCAGAAUGAUAUGCAUAUGAUGGGAUCGUCGAUGCAAAUGCCACCACCAAUGCGACCAGUCAUUCCUGUUGAAGUCUCAGCACCGCCCCAACCUCCAGAAUUGGCUUCUAUAACCUAUCCCACUGCUGAAGAAGCUAAUGAAGAACUCAUUCAAAAUGGUGAUGCUUGGUUUGAAGAACUUGAGGAGAGCAGAUGGACAUGCUGCAUUGUGGACUCUUCAUGGAAUGAUCGUGACAUGUGCAAAGCUUUGAAUGCUCAUAGAUGGUGA
Molecule: messenger RNA, 864 nt
Organism: Auanema sp. JU1783
Lineage: Eukaryota; Metazoa; Nematoda; Chromadorea; Rhabditida; Rhabditidae
Source: the annotation of a GenBank genome assembly